AUGGCAGAAAUGGGCCUCAUCAGCCCAGAUGACCCUGUUCACAAAGUUUCUGCUUUCCAGGGUCUGACAUCGCAUCCAGUAACAGAAAUCCAGCUGUUUCUGGUUGUCGCCCGCCUGGAAAUGUUGAUGAAGGCUCACGUGGUACGGGUGGACUUUGUGCUUAUAGUGAUGUCAUCUGCCGCACACCUUCUCCAAGUGAGGAGAUACAGUGGCUUCCCCUUCAUCUGUGAGGCUCUUCACGAAUGGACCCAUGACCUCAUCCGUGAGGUUCCUCACGAAAGGCCUCACGGCCUCAUCCGUGAGGUUCCUCGCAAAGAGCCUCACGGCCUCAGCCGUGAGGUUCCUCACAAAGAGCCUCACGGCCUCAUCGAUUCAAUGAUUGCUUUGCAAUGGAUACGAGGGGACGCAAACCGCUGGCCGCAGUUUGUGCGCAACAGGGUCACAGAAAUUCAACAGAAGGUAGAGAAAGAUCGAUGGAGAUACGUGGGAACAGAAGCAAAUCCAGCCGACUUGUUGACGCGAGGAACAAGUCCCAAGAAAUUGCUUCCGUCCAAGCUGUGGUGGAAAGGACCAUCAUGGCUGGCGGAAUCUGAUGACAAAUGGCCAUCUCCUGAAGUCAAUGAGAUGACACGCACUCACGUUCAUAAAAAGCAGGUUGUGCUCCAGACCAUCGCACCAUCGUGCUCGGAUCCAGUGAUGGAUCUGGGACGAUUCAGCAAUGUCAAUAACCUCCAUCGUGUAACAGCGUGGAUAAUUCGGUUCACCAAGAACUCCAGAGCAAUAGGUCGGAUCAACGGUCCCUUAAGCGCUAGUGAGAUUCAGCAGGCCGAACGCUACUGGGUAAGGCAAGAACAAGAAUCUGCAUUCGCGGACGAAAUCAGCGCACUCGGAAGCAACAAUGCACUUAAGCGAACAUCGAAGUUGAAAGAUCUAAGGCCAUUUAUUGACGACGACCGCAUCCUCAAGGUUGGAGGACGAAUGGGUGGUAGUCGGCAAACAUUUUCGGAAUGUCAUCCAAUUAUACUGCCAACUCACUCGCAUUAUGCGCGCCUUUUAAUUUUACAGUCCCAUCAACAAGUUUUCCACUGCGGAGUGCGUGACACUUUAGUGCAGCUACGCGAAAGGUUCUGGAUACUCCGAGCACGCCAACAAAUCAAGCGAAUACUACGAGGUUGCGUGACAUGCAGAAGAAACGACGCAAGGCAUCUGACACAACCUGAUGGCCAACUUCCACCUGGCAGAGUGACGAUGAGUCAUCCCUUCGAGGUCAGGGGCAUCGAUUUUGCGGGACCAGUAAUGUUGAAGCGAAGGAGGAACUACCACAAGGGCUACAUUGUCCUCUUCACUUGUGCCGUCACAAGGCCUGUGUACCUAGAGCUGUGCGAGGACAUGUCGGCGAUCAAGUUCUUGCAAGCCUUCCGAAGAUUUACAGCCCGUAGGGGAAUCUGCCAAACCAUCUACUCGGACAAUGCCUUGACGUUCAAAAAGGUCGCAAGAGAAAUUCGGGACAUACAGAGGAUCUUAACGGACCCACUGGUGCAGGACUAUUCUUCACGUAACGGAAUCCGCUGGAAAUUCAUACCGGAGCGCGCACCAUGGUGGGGUGGCUUUUAUGAAAGACUGAUAAGAUCCGUAAAAUCAGCAUUGAGGAAAACCCUGUCCAGGAACGUCGUAGACUUCAUCGAAAUGCAAACUCUGCUGCCUGAGGUGGAGGCGAUGAUGAACUCAAGACCUAUAACCUUUGUUUACAACGAAAACUCCGAGCCGACACCACUCAAUCCAGCAACCAUGAUAAUGGGAAGACGUCUACUCGCACCACCAUCGACGGAAUCCACCACAUCGCGGAACACAAUCCAUGACUCAUCGUCCACGAAGAUAAGGGAGACAUGGAAAAGACAGCUGCACUACCUCAAUGCAGUAUGGAAUAGGUGGCAGCAAGAAUACCUCUCGGAACUACGUUCUGCAUACCACUCCAAAGGGACAAACGACUGCGACGUUCGAACCGGAGAUGUAGUUGUCGUCAAAGAGCCCAACUGUCCCAGGCUUCAAUGGAAAAUGGCCCUCGUUGAUAAAGUUUUCACAGGUUCAGAUGGACGAGUUAGGGAAUGUCUGAUCAGUACUCCUGGUAGAACGACACUCAGGAGACCCGUCCAGCACCUCUAA
Ornithodoros turicata is the source of this 2163-nucleotide messenger RNA. RefSeq lists its product as uncharacterized. The record is from RefSeq and is a predicted model, not a curated record. The transcript has 3 exons. The coding region runs from base 1 to 2163 and encodes 720 amino acids. Gene Ontology annotation, molecular function: nucleic acid binding. Gene Ontology annotation, biological process: DNA integration. NCBI's taxonomy places the organism in Eukaryota, Metazoa, Arthropoda, Arachnida, Ixodida, Argasidae.